Molecule: messenger RNA, 4647 nt
Organism: Silurus meridionalis
Lineage: Eukaryota; Metazoa; Chordata; Actinopteri; Siluriformes; Siluridae
Exons: 8
Coding region: 538-2097 (519 amino acids)
Biological process (GO): negative regulation of T cell activation; intracellular signal transduction; B cell receptor signaling pathway
Cellular component (GO): membrane raft; plasma membrane
Source: RefSeq, a predicted model, not a curated record
GUGGCGCGUUUAAUGGUGCGUUCGAGAGCCGUGCUGCUGUCACACGCGCAGCCGAGACACGCACAAACAGGGAGGAUUUUUUUUUUUUAAUAAUUCAUCUGCAAAAGAGAAAAAGCCUGAACUGCUAAGGUUUUCCCUUGUCGGCGGAGUCAAAGCCUGGCGCCAGAGUAAUGGCGGUGCAGAAACAAGGCGGUGAUGAUGCGACUGUCGGUCGCCGCGGCGCGCGCGAGCUUUCAGUAAGAACGCGCGCGAGGCACUGAUUAUGCGCACGGGGCUGCGACCGCGAGUCCCAACAGUUCAGCCGCAGAGCAAAGACGGAAAAAAAGAGAAAACGAGGCCAGCGCUGACCUCGGAUCCCGGAACCCAUAACCUGAGGAUUUUUAAAGAUGGUUUUGCAGCCAUGGUUACAUGCUCUGGACAGCUUGGCUGUUUGAUGUGACAUUCUGUAUCCCGUGAAGUGUAUACCCAGUUUUGCCUGUGUGCGUGCCUGUGGCAGAGAGUGGGAGUGUACAAGCGAGCGUGCGUGAGCACUCUCACAUGGCCUCGAUGCAGGACGGGCUGAACUUCACUGCUCCCCCCUAUGGCAAAGUGUUGCUGCUCGGGGCCAUCGCAGCUGCCUCGGCCUUCGUCGUCACCAUCCUGAUUGUAGUGCUGUGUGUGGGCUGCCACAGGAAGGGGAAGAGUCACAAUGGUACUGGUGAAGAGAGAAAGCACAGACUCAUGGACAUGAACAUAUUGCGGCAGUCAAAGCUGCGCUCCAUCAGUAAGUCAGACACCAAGCUCCAUGAGAUGAACAGACUCAACUGCAAUGGCAAAAAAUCUUCCAAGAAGAACCGUCCAGCCAGCAUGGACCUGCUUCUGCUGCCAAGCCGUCGCUCCAACUCAGACCUGCGAACUUCACAAGGCCGGCAGGUGUCCCAGGCGCCCUCAGGGGAGGACAGUGAGCAUACAUAUGCUGAGGUGGGUCGCCGCACGUCCCCUACCCGCUGUCCUGAAGCUGCACUCAGGGGGCGAGCCGGAGAGACGGACACUCCUGCUCCCCCGGCUGUUCCUGCCAAUACACCAGCCCCACCUGAUCCAGAUGGAGACAGCCUGGAUGGCGGGAUUCCUGAGCCGGAGACCCUUCCUCAAGUAAUGAACCCACCACCACAGCCUCCAGAAACAGCUGAAUAUGCAUGUAUUAGAAAAGUACGCAAGGUUGACAAAGCAGCCCAGAAGAGAGAUAAUGGCACUGAGACGGAGGAGGGGCUUGGGCAGGCACAGCGGCAUAGUAGUGGAGAGAUCCGACAUGCUCCACCCAGUCAUCCAGCUCCGCCCCCACCUCACCCACACAGUCAAAAGUUGCCACGGAAAAAUGUAGAGGCUUUCAACCUUCCUUUCUUUCCAAAGGAAGCAGUGUUUAUUGGUAAUGGAGAGGAGUACAUAUGGAAGCCUCCUGAAGAUGAUGACAUUAUGUUCCAACCCAAGCACAUAGGCCCUCUGAGCCCUCACAUGGGAGAAAACAUGACACCUGGGAUUUCAGAUAUGUACUCUAAAGUCUGCAAACCAAGCAAGAAGAAAAGAGGCAUGCCAGGCUCACCCACAGGCCCUAGGGAUAUUGGUGGCUAUCGGACCUUGGCCCGAGGUGAACGUGAUGGUGGUUUUAACGUGGUGGUGAAGCCACAGACAUGGGCACCACAGGAGGCAAAAGGUUCAAGGAUGCCCCCUGGCUCAAUGGAUGAGCACUGCUAUGAAGCCAUUGGUGUGGAGGAGAGCGACAUGUCCUUUGAAGCUGCAGAGGUUGGUGGUGGUGGAGGAGGAGGAGGUGGCGGAGGAAGUGGAGGAGGAUGGAAACGAGAGAGGCCUCCACCCAAUGCCAGUGCCACCCUCCGGCCUAAGAAGAGAAAGCCACAGCAGCCACAGCACCAGCCUCCUCCACCACCUCCUGCUCCCCAACAUACGCCCAAGAUGCAGCAUCUGCCAGCCAAAGCACUUUUGUUGCCGGGCGAGAAUCUGUAUGAGAGCAUCCCUGACCUGAAGCAGGGCUCGACCACAUCAAGUACCACCACCAUUUUCACUUUUAAUGAUGGAAUGGAAAUGUAUGUCACUGGGCUGUAAGGGCUCAGACUCAAAUCUCAAAUAGAAAGACCCCUCAUCUUUCAACUGAGUGUGAAAGAGACACUUGAAAUGGCAACAACUCUUCCUGCACUCAUUCACACACCAUGUUUACAUUUCAGCCCUAUGGUUCCCAAGUAGCCCCACAUAUUGCCUUAGAGAAGCAAUCUGAAAAAGGGGACUUAUGGAUGAUAUCGUGGUAAAGUUUUCAGUGGGGAUGCUAUUGCAUCAUACAUCAGUUUGGUAAAAACACAUUGCACUACCACUUCAUGUGGUACAGUAUAACACAUAGCAUAGUGCAUCAGCAUUAAUUGCAGAUGGAUUGAAAUCUGUAAGUGUGGUGGGAAAGAGGGAUAACACCAAGAAAUUAACUUAGAGAAAACUUAUCUUAUUUCAUCACAUAUCUUUCAAGAGUAGCAAACAUCCGAAUUCACAAAUCACAAACAUAUCACCACAUAGGGGACACCUGUUUAAGGUAUACUCCAGAUUCCUGUUUUUGAUAGUACACUCACUUGUGCAUUAUUUUCCAUCUAAGUUUCCAUCGGAAUUGCGGGUUUCUUUCGUUAAUUUUUAUGUUAAUUCCAAAGGAGAGGAUAAAAUGAGCACAAUUUUACUGAGCAGAAGGAAUACUAAAAUGGCACAGAGUAUUUAUACUCAAUGUUUUAGAGUAUAUUGACAGAGAAAAAUUAUGCAGUGGGAGAAAAAAGCCCCUUAUUUUAGUCACAAACGAAUAACAAAAUAUAACUAUUAAUAAAAGUCUGGCUAAGGCCACUAUUGUCAGACUUUGGCAAUUUUAGCAUGACAAUGAACAAAGGCCUUUAUCUAAAUUAUUUAUAAAAACAUCCACAAGCUUUGGGAAAAUAUGUGGCACUAUUUUUCUAGUGAUAAAAUCUCUAUUUCUUUAAGGGAAUUCUAUCUGAAAUAAAUAAAAAAUAGAUAUAUAGAAAGUGUUCCCCUUCACUGAAUCUCACAACUGCAUAUUGGUCUGCAUAUUCAAAAGCACAGAAUCAUAUAUAGCAAAUUUCUUCUUCCAGCACUUAAGAACAGUAUAGACACCUUUUUGAGAGUCCAUGUGAAAAAUGCGAGCUAAAUGAAUUACUUGAUGAAAAUUAUAGUAGCAAUUAAAAAAGAGAGAAAAAGAUCCUAACGAGAAUUCACAAAAGCUCAGGGAAAGUGGAAAAUAUUUAAAGGCAAUUAAAUGAGUUGUACAUGGAACUAUUUUCCUCUAAGUGACACAGAGUUUAGAGCAUUGUAAGCAUUAGACUUGCCCUUCAGAAUGUUUUAUUUUAAAGGGUUUUUUUCAUACUAUUUUCUCUUUUUUGGUUGUAGCUCAUAUCAUGAACACCUAAAUGGCUGUGUAUGAAGUCACCACUGCCGUACAGUACAGUACAAUAAUGUUUUACGUUGUUAAUACUGUUAAUGCACUUUGCCUGAGAAAAAAAGAUGCAUGUAUUAAAAAAAAAAAACAUACAAAUGAAAAAAGGUGAUGAAAAAAAAAGUUAUCCGGUGUCUGAGAAUGGUUUAUUUCUUGCUGUUGUCGGUUGCCUAUUUGAUUUUAAUUGCCUUUUUCCUCUGCUGAAGAGAGAGCACAAUGUUUUGCUUCAGGACUGACGACUCAAGGUGAACUUUGUCUACGUCUGACAUUACACAACUGGAGGCAGAAUGUGACUGGUCAUAGUGAAUAUAUCAUAGACAAUUCCCAUUUCUCCAACUGAACACCUUUUAGGCGGACAUAUGCUAUUGGUGGAAUUUCACCCAACCGUCCUACAGCACAUUAACCUGCUGUAUAAUAAAUAAUUGGAAGUAAUGUAAUUAAACACUCUAUUGAUGCUAUUAAAUGAUGGUAAACAGUGUGAGUAUAGUGCGCUACAGUGGUUUUUAUGUUUAAUGCAAACAGCUAAUCUGUGACGUUCCUAAAGAGUUAAAAAAAAAAAAGAAUUAAUUAAUAUUAGUGUAAAAAGAGGCCUGAACCCAUGAGAAAGACUGUAGUCUAUGAGUCUGGCACACAGUCACUGUCAUAUAUGUUGGAGCAACGUUGUAAAUAUAUUUACAAAGAAAUGAAAAGAACAGGAGGAUCGAGGUGAAGUUGCCCUAGGUGUAUUUGAACAUAUGUGGUUCUUUUCGUCUUUUCGUUUGGAAUGAUUUUUCUCUGGUGAAAGUUUUGCUCAGCAGUAUCUCUGUGGGUUUUGAUGUGGGGUUUUUUUCUUUGUUUUUCUUUUUCUUUUUCUAAUUAUUAUUUCUUUUCCCGUGCCAUUUUGAGCUAUAAUGUGUAUUACAAAGAUCAAUUGAGUAUUAGUGUGGCAGCUGAUGUUGUGUGUUUGCUUAUCAGACAACAGGGUUGUGUGUUCCAGCCGUGUAAGUACUCAUGUGCAAAAGAUUGUAAUGUUUUUAUAACAAAAUGACUAUUCAUAAAAAAAAAAAAAAAAAAAAAAUGUCAACAAGUUUAUACUUUUCUAAUAAAGUAGCACCUAAAAACCUGACUCUGAUUUACAUAAUGUAUUUUGGAAAAAAUGUAAAAAGCUUUGCAGUCAAUCCACAAUUUUUUUUAAUGGC